Messenger RNA from Cricetulus griseus (Chinese hamster), 4582 nucleotides. The record is from RefSeq and is a predicted model, not a curated record. NCBI's taxonomy places the organism in Eukaryota, Metazoa, Chordata, Mammalia, Rodentia, Cricetidae.
GGGACGGAAUGCGGGCGCUGCGGGGGUUUUUGUCCCCCACUCCAACUCUGGGGAGUGUGGACUGACCGGAGCCAUGGACUGAGGGUGUGAGCUGCGCGGGGCAGUCAUGACUUCUGCUGCGGAGCUUAAGAAGCCACCAUUGGCUCCCAAGCCAAAGUUAAUGGGGACAAAUAACAAGCCACAGCCCCCUCCCAUUGCACCUAAACCAGAUAUCAUGAAUGCUAGUGUUCCACGGUUAACCCAGAAAACCAAGCCGACAAUUGCACCAAAACCAAAAGCCCUGACAAACUCAGUUGUUCAAGACAUCAAGCAGUCACCUUCAAAGAAGAUCCCUUUGAACCUGGGGGAACGGGAGCCAGAAUUACCGGAAAGCACGGACAAGUUUAAUUGCAAAGAUGUCAGGGAUCCACACAGUGAUUAUAUUUUACCAACGUGUUCCUGCAGUUCUGGGUGUAUUCAGGAGCCUGGGAGUAGAGAAAGUCUAUGUGCAAAGCAGCUUGUUUUAGAGCCUCUGGGAAUGAAAGACAAUUUAGGGAAUAAUAAAAAUGGUGAGUCCUCUUUAACUGCAAAGAGGGGGACUAAGUGGGAUUCAAGUGGUGAAAAGGGCCAGAGCCAGAGUGGAGUUAUUUUAAAGGCAAGCAUCUUAGAAGAGAAGCUCAAAGAGGUUUUAACACGACAGCAAUCACCUUGUAGUUCCCCGAGGAAGCACAGAUCUCCAUACAACACAGAAAUGAAUGGCGACUAUAGUUGCAGCAGACAGAUCAGAAUUGAAUUUGCAGAUCUGUCCCCUUCCCUGUCCAGCUUUGAAAAAGUUCCUGCUCAUCAUAGCUGCCAGCUACAGCUCCCUAGGGAUGAAUCUCAAAAUCUCGAGACUUGUCACACUGGCAACUCUAAGAGCAAUAGUCACUUUCAUUCAUGUGAACUAAAUGACAGAAAGAUGUCUUCAGAUGGAACUAGUAAAAAGACAGAGGUCACAGAUCUUGGCCCUUUAGAAAUUCACUUAUUACCCUAUACCUCAAAGUUUCCAACUCCCAAGCCCAGAAGGACACACACCGCUCGUCUGCUUCGCCAGAAGUAUGUAGAUACUCCUAGUGAAAGUACCGAAGAGCCAGAGAAUUCAAACAAUGGCUCUUCUUGUCUCCUUGAAAAUAGUUUGAAAAACAAUCAAGUCAGUGUUCUUCAUCAGGUUUUGUAUAACCAGGGACAAGUGGACAAAGUGAAGCCAGCAAAUAAAAGGGCAGUGACUAGUGAUUCCAAGAGUGACAGACAAGACUCAGUCAACUCACAGAAAGCUGUGCGUCAUGAAACGUCUUCCUCUGAAAAAGUGGCACCUGUUCUAGAUGCAGACUCUAUUUUGGGUCCUGACAGCACAGCAGAAGAUGUUUCUGGGAUGUUACCUGCUGUGGACAAAGAGAUUAGUUUUAUACAAUGCAAUACUCAGUCUGAGAGCUUGCCUAAGCAAGUCAAAUUAUCCUGCACUGAACACCCGCCAACUACCUGUAAUGUGGAAUUGUCUGUUCCUCAAAUACAAAAGGAACCUUCCUCUAAAAUUGUUCCCAAAAAACCUCAAAGACACAGCUUGCCCACUGCAGGAGUGCUUAAGAAGGCUGCUUCUGAGGAACUUGUAGAAAAAAAUUCUUAUUCUUCAAGAAAAGCAACAAAUUCAGAGAAAGGCUUAGAAAGAAAUCACUUUCAACAUUUGGGUCCCUCAAGCCGUGGUAUAUCAUCAUCAUCUUUUGAUACGCCUAACUCAACUUCAGAAAAGCCAGUGUGGAAAUUACCUCAUCCCAUUUUACCUUUUUCAGGGAGCCCAGAAUCCUUGAAGCGUGUCACUUUAUCCUUGAAUAAUGAGCCAUCUAUUUCCCUAACCAAGCCAAGAGCAAAAUCAUUAUCUGCUGUGGAUAUGGACAGGUGUAAUAAACCUUGCAAAGAACUUCCAAAGAAAACUUCUUUUAAAAAAUUGAUUAAUGUGAAACUUUCUAUUGGUUUCAUAAAGAGUGACUUUCAAAAAUUUAGGUCAAAAAGUUACCAGCAAGCGGAUGUCACAACAGGACAUCUGCUCAGUAGAGAGCCAAAAAAGCUUGAAAGUGAUUGGCAGGGUUUAGUGACAGGAGAAGAAAAGAGAAGUAAACCCAUAAAGGCAUAUUCUGCAGAAAACUGCAGCCUGGAGUCUCAAAAGGUAAAAUCUUGGGGCCAGACCAGUGCAGCUAAUGGUCAGAGAGCUGAGUCUUUGGAUGACCAGCUGCUCUCCAGAGACUCAUCCUGUCAGGUGUCUUACAAGUCUAGUACAAGUGGCUGUGUACCAGAAUAUGAAAAUGUAUGCCAUUAUGAGGAGAUACCAGAGUAUGAAAAUUUGCCCUUUGUUACGGCUGGAGGGAAAACUCCAGAGUUGGGAUGGCAGAAUUCCAGCAGUGCGGAGGACACUGAUGCAAAUUUGUAUGAAGUUGAAGAGCCCUAUGACGCUCCAGAUGGCCAGCUGCAACUUGAUCCUAGACAUCAGCCUUCCAGUUCUGGGACACCGAAGGAGGGGCAGGAUGAUCUCAAUCUUGGUCUUGGUGACCUGCCCUCUGAUGAGGAAGUCAUCAAUAGUUCUGAUGAAGAUGAUGUCAGCUCCGAGUCCAGUAAAGGAGAGCCAGACCCGAUGGAAGAUAAACAGGGUGAAGAUACUGGGAUGAAAAGCAAAGUUCAUCAUAUUGCCAAGGAGAUCAUGAGUUCAGAGAAAGUGUUUGUGGAUGUGUUAAAACUUUUGCAUAUUGAUUUCCGGGAUGCUGUAGCCCAUGCAUCCAGGCAACUUGGGAAGCCUGUGAUUGAGGACCGGAUCCUGAACCAGAUCUUGUACUACCUGCCUCAGCUGUAUGAGCUCAACCGGGAUCUUCUGAAGGAACUGGAGGAAAGAAUGCUGAGCUGGAAUGAACAACAAAGAAUUGCCGAUAUCUUCGUAAAGAAGGGGCCAUAUUUAAAAAUGUAUUCCACAUACAUCAAAGAAUUUGAUAAGAACAUAGCUUUGCUGGAUGAGCAGUGCAAGAAAAAUCCAGGAUUUGCUGCGGUUGUUAGAGAAUUCGAGAUGAGCCCACGAUGUGCCAACCUAGCCCUGAAGCACUAUCUGCUAAAGCCAGUUCAGAGGAUCCCUCAGUACAGGCUGCUGCUGACAGACUAUUUAAAGAACCUUCUAGAAGACUCUGUAGAUCACAGGGACACCCAAGAUGCCCUAGCUGUUGUUAUAGAGGUAGCCAACCAUGCCAAUGACACCAUGAAGCAAGGGGACAACUUUCAGAAGCUUAUGCAGAUUCAGUACAGCUUAAGUGGACACCAUGAAAUUGUGCAACCUGGGCGGGUUUUUCUCAAAGAAGGCAUUCUGAUGAAGCUGUCUCGGAAAGUCAUGCAGCCCCGAAUGUUUUUCCUGUUUAAUGAUGCCCUGCUGUAUACAACACCCAUGCAGUCUGGGAUGUACAAAUUGAACAACAUGCUCUCAUUGGCUGGAAUGAAGGUUAGAAAACCCACCCAAGAAGCAUAUCAGAAUGAAUUAAAGAUUGAAAGUGUGGAGCGCUCUUUCAUCCUCUCAGCCAGUUCUGCCACAGAAAGAGAUGACUGGCUGGAGGCCAUAUCCAGGUCAAUAGAAGAGUAUGCCAAGAAGAAAAUCACCUUCUGCCCCAGCAGGAGUCUUGAUGAGGACUCAGAAAAGAAAGAGGAAGUUAGUCCUCUUGGGUCAAAGGCUCCCAUCUGGAUUCCUGAUACCAGAGCCACCAUGUGUAUGAUUUGCACAAGUGAAUUUACUCUGACCUGGAGAAGACAUCACUGCAGGGCCUGUGGAAAGAUUGUGUGCCAAGCUUGCUCAUCAAAUAAAUAUGGCUUAGAUUACCUGAAAAGGCAACUGGCAAGAGUAUGUGAACACUGCUUCCAAGAACUACAGAAAUUAGAUCACCAGCUGCCUCCUAGGAUUGGAUCUCCUGGGAAUCACAAGUCUCCUUCAAGUGCCUUGUCGUCAGUCUUGCACAGUAUCCCAUCCGGGAGGAAACAGAAAAAAAUCCCAGCUGCUCUCAAAGAAGUGUCAGCAAACACAGAAGACUCUACUAUGAGUGGCUACCUUUACAGAUCCAAGGGCAGCAAAAAGCCAUGGAAACACUUAUGGUUUGUCAUCAAAAACAAAGUACUCUAUACAUAUGCUGCAAGUGAGGAUGUGGCAGCUUUGGAGAGUCAGCCUUUAUUGGGAUUUACCGUCACUCAAGUCAAAGAUGAGAACUCUGAGUCGAAAGUGUUCCAGCUACUCCACAAAGGCAUGGUGUUUUAUGUGUUUAAGGCGGAUGAUGCCCACUCCACUCAAAAGUGGAUAGAAGCAUUUCAGGAAGGCACAAUAUUGUAGCAGUAUUGGCUUCAUUUCCCCUGCGAUUCCGACAAGGUGGAGGCUCAGCUCAGCCGAAUGGAGUAAAAGCUAUUUCGAAGGCGUGUAAAAAUGAACACUGCCAAGAUAAAUCCAGCCACAGCCAUUAGAAGAUAAACUGUUUUGCUAGGUAUAUACAGUUCUUAAAAAUGUUUUUCAUGUAUGUUAUUUAUUAAAAUGUUGAUGUUUACUUGCUGGUCAAAA